Babjeviella inositovora NRRL Y-12698 is the source of this 1693-nucleotide messenger RNA. RefSeq lists its product as uncharacterized. The record is from RefSeq and is a predicted model, not a curated record. Bases 346 to 1338 code for a protein of 330 amino acids. NCBI's taxonomy places the organism in Eukaryota, Fungi, Ascomycota, Pichiomycetes, Serinales. The transcript has a single exon.
AGCUUCUGGAGGUCCCUGUCUCUGUGUCACUUUCAAGUUGUCUGGCAGUCACGGCGCCAAAAUUGUUGAUACUUCAAUCCAACCUUCAUCGUUGUGUCUAGUAAACUUCCACGGGGUUCUAUCCAGUGUGAGGCUCCUUUCGGUCGCCCGGAACUAAUACUUUCAUAUGAAAACCUCACAAUAAGCAAUCUGACGGGCGCGCAUCCGCUCACUCCUGUGCACAAAGUCCUGCUUUUUCGGAAAUAAUUUAUUCGAGGCAUUCAGAUAAGACAGCUCAUGAUUUAGGGCUACAUUGUACACAAGCCUAUCCUAACCACACAUCCUUUGCUUCUUAUAAACAUACCAAUGAGUAACAAUCUCAGUUCCAGCUCCAGCUCCGUGUCCCAGGAGAGGAGCCCGCGACAAACCCCAAUUACCGCUAAUGCCGUCCCAAGGCAGCAGAGCACGAGGGACCAGCCAGGACACGCCAACGGCCGAACUCGAGGCCGCUUUUCAUGGGUCAGACGUCUUGUUAUGGGCCCAACUAGACCCACAGGUAGCCAGUACACCGGUGCUGCGCGCGCGAAGGAAGGCGCUGGUCUGUCUGUACCUGUAAACAAUCUGCGAGACCCAAGCGCCACGAGACAGAACCGCUUUCUGCCCACAGGAAGCGAGGGAAACGAGUCGCUUGACCUCAACUCGAUCAUCACGGGCGAAACGUAUGGUACUCCCAACUUGAAUCUCCACAUGAACGACAACGUCUCCACGAUGCCGUUAAAAUCGCUUUCAUCGUUGUCCACCACGAAAUCUUCGGUCUUGGGAGGCGACUCGACAAAUGUGGACUCCGCCACAAUGGCGACCUCUAUUACUCCAUCUACUCCUAUCACCAUGAACCCAUCGCACAGCCUUGUUUCACCAGUGUCUGACCAAACCCCCAACCAUCUUACGGCGAAUCCUAAUAAUGAUGCGGCUUCAAUUGUGACGUUGGCAUCUAGCACGCGCGUGAGAGGGCGUGGCAGAAGUAUGGAAUCUACCAAUGCCCUGACCGUGGGCAUCCCACCAGCGUCGAUUUUGGAGCGUGGAGUGCCGUCCCAGAGCCACAGCACUGGUCCAAUAACCCUGACCCCAGCACACACCCAGUACGUCCCUUUGCCAGGAAAUACUGGCAUGAAUUUCCAAGAUCGGACGAGUAUGGGGCGAAUGAGCACGUAUGCUACGUCGAGCUAUUCAUUCUCUCGAUUUGAUGACGAAGGGGAGAUGGAUGACGGGACAUCGAUGCAUACCGGUGGACAUGUCUUGAGAGGAGACAUAGUUGCUGAUGAGGAUUAUGAUUCUGCUCCAAAGAGUAUCAAGAGUUGAAGCUUAGGGGGUUGUCUAGCUUAUGUUUUGGUUCACUGGGAAUUAUUUUUAUUUAUUCAUUUGAGUUUAAUGGAGUAGUUGAAUCGCAACUUUAGAUAAAGAGGGCUUUGUAAACGAGAGGUAUAUCGAAGCGGUUAUCACUCCAAAAUGCUCGGAGAAACCGCAAAGUUACAUUUCCCACGAGACGAGAUGCUUGAUUUAUCACCUAGUUAGUUAAGUAUCCGGUAGAGCUUUAGCUAACUAUGCGGUGAAGAUUCAGUUAUCCCCCCCACAGAAUCGCCCUUUCUACAAAACUCAAGUUGAUCGAAAAAUAUAAUAGACAUCAAAUUGCAUGGUCCACCGGCAUGAAACUCUU